Molecule: messenger RNA, 2394 nt
Organism: Coregonus clupeaformis (lake whitefish)
Lineage: Eukaryota; Metazoa; Chordata; Actinopteri; Salmoniformes; Salmonidae
Product: cytochrome P450 2K1-like
Exons: 9
Coding region: 91-1608 (505 amino acids)
Biological process (GO): xenobiotic metabolic process
Cellular component (GO): cytoplasm; intracellular membrane-bounded organelle
Molecular function (GO): heme binding; iron ion binding; oxidoreductase activity, acting on paired donors, with incorporation or reduction of molecular oxygen, reduced flavin or flavoprotein as one donor, and incorporation of one atom of oxygen
Source: RefSeq, a predicted model, not a curated record
UUCUUAUGUAAGCCAGUUGUUGUGUUGAGGCACACACUUUUCCCGAUUUCACAUCACGGUCUUAUCUUAGAGCACUGCUUGUGGAGAUCCAUGGCUCUUAUGGGAGAUCUUCUCCUCCAGGCUCCCAGCACGGUGACACUGCUGGGGGCUCUGCUGUUUAUGAUGGUCCUCUACCUCUUGUUCUCUGGUUCCAGCUCUGAGGAACAGGGGAAGGAGCCUCCAGGACCCAGGCCGCUGCCCCUGCUUGGCAACAUGCUGCUGCUGGAUCUCAAGAAGCCCUAUCACACUCUCUGUGAGCUCUCCAAGAAAUAUGGGUCCGUUUUCACGGUUCACUUUGGACCCAAGAAAGUGGUUGUUCUGGCAGGAUACAAGACGGUCAAGCAGGCGUUGGUCAACCAGGCAGAGGAAUUUGGGAAUAGGGACAUCCCCCGCAUGUCCAGAGACAUCAACGAAGGACAUGGGAUUCUGUUUGCCAAUGGAGACUCAUGGAGAGAGAUGAGGCGCUUUGCCCUGACGAACCUCAGGGACUUUGGAAUGGGCAAGAAAGGGGCAGAGGAGAAAAUCAUCGAGGAGAUUCCUUACCUGAUUGAACUAUUUGAAAAACACAAGGGUAAGGCAUUUGACACAACCCAGCCCGUGAAUUACGCUGCCUCCAACAUAAUCUCUGCCAUUGUGUAUGGCAGCAGGUUUGAAUACUCUGAUUCUCAGUUUCGAGGCAUGGUGGACAGAGCCAAUGAGAGCAUACGUCUUUCAGGUUCUGCGUCUAUUCAGCUGUACAACAUGUUUUCAUGGCUGGGCCCGUGGCUAAAGAGUCGGAAGGUUAUGCUGAAAAAUGUCGACAACAACCAUAGGGAUGUAAAGGAGUUGGUGAGGGGCCUGAAGGAGAGUCUCAACCCUCAGAUGUACAGAGGCUUUGUGGACUCAUUCCUCGUUCGAAAGCAGAAAGUGGAGGAAUCAGGAAAUAUGGACUCUCACUAUCAUGAAAACAACCUGAUAUCUUCUGUGACCAACCUGUUUGCUGCUGGUACCGACACCACUGGGACAACCCUGCGCUGGGGUCUGAUGCUAAUGGCCAAGUACCCCCACAUACAGGACCGGGUCCAGGAGGAGAUCAGCAGGGUUAUAGGAAGUCGUCAGCCCUUGGUAGAGGACAGGAAGAACCUGCCCUACACUGAUGCAGUGAUCCAUGAGAUCCAGAGACUGGCCAAUAUUGUACCCAUGUCCAUCCCUCACGCCACCAGCCGAGACGUCACCUUCCAGGGAUAUUUCAUCAAGAAGGGGACGUCUGUGAUUCCUUUAUUGACGUCCGUCCUACAUGACGAUAGCGAAUGGGAGAGCCCCCACUCCUUUAACCCCUCCCACUUUCUGGAUGAGCAGGGACGAUUCGUCAAGAGGGACGCCUUCAUGGCCUUUUCUGCAGGUCGUAGGGUGUGUCUGGGGGAGGGUCUGGCCAGGAUGGAGCUCUUCCUCUUCUUCACCUCCCUCCUGCAGCACUUUAGUUUCACUCCUCCUCCUGGAGUAACAGAGGAUGAUCUGGACCUCACACCAUUACUGGGGUUCACCCUCAAUCCUUCACCUCACCAGCUGUGCGCCGUGAGUCGGAUCUGAGAUGAGAGUCUGGGACCAAUUACACACUGCUUAGAACAACUUUCCACUUUAGACAAACAUAGGACUAUGUUGAUUUAUUUUGUAUUGCUUAUUGUAUUGUGAAUAAUCUAUGUGAAUUAUCUGUAAGUCACUUUGGAUAAAAGCGUCUGCUAAAUGACAUUAUUAUUGUAUACUGUAGAAAUACCUUGCUAUGCAGCGCUAGGUACAGUAAAUGUGUUUGGACAUUUUGCAUCACAACACCGGCGAGCAAGAGGACUCAAAUGUUUAAGUCAAUUAUAGAGAACAAACCAUUUCCUACUAAUGAAAAAAUAUAUAAUCCUAAUAAAUAAAAUGUGAGUAUAUUAAAAUGUGUCUAUUUGUGACAGUGGAUUCGCCAGUACUUAUCAGUAACAGGUGUCUAAUUAGGGUAAGGACCAAUAGAAACACACAGCCUUUAUGUAGGGACCUUUAGACUGCAUAAAAACCCUCCAAGACCUUUUACAGUGACACAAUACAGAGACUGGUGUUAUCAGCUAUAAACGCUGUCAAAGGGCCAGCCUGAAGCACAGGUUAUUGAACCAAGCUAAAGAUCAUUCAGAUGAUCUCUCUGUUUCUGUGUUUGGUUUGGAUGUGUGUUUGCUGGUAACUAUUAAUGAAUUGAAAGAAAAUAUAUCUAGUAUUGAACUGAACUGGUGAAACUGAAUUCCUGGAAAAGCAUACUGAGCCAAGCCUUAAUCCUUACAACAACAAAAUAUAAAUACAAAAAGAUUACAAUGGAAUUUAAAAUAAAUAAAGUUGUUAAAAUUA